AUGAAGAUGUUGACAAGACUCCAAGUUCUUACAUUAGCUUUGUUUUCAAAGGGAUUUUUACUUUGUUUAGGGGACCAUAACUUUCUUAGGAGGGAGAUUAAAAUAGAAGGUGACCUCGUUUUAGGGGGCCUAUUUCCCAUUAAUGAAAAAGGCACUGGAACUGAAGAAUGUGGGCGAAUCAACGAAGAUCGAGGGAUCCAACGCCUGGAAGCCAUGUUGUUUGCUAUCGAUGAAAUUAACAAAGACAAUUACCUGCUCCCAGGAGUGAAGCUGGGUGUUCACAUUUUGGAUACCUGCUCAAGGGAUACCUACGCAUUAGAGCAAUCACUGGAAUUUGUCAGGGCAUCUCUGACUAAAGUGGAUGAAGCGGAGUAUAUGUGUCCUGAUGGAUCCUAUGCCAUUCAAGAAAAUAUCCCACUUGUCAUUGCAGGGGUCAUUGGCGGCUCUUACAGCAGUGUUUCCAUACAGGUGGCAAACCUGCUGAGGCUCUUCCAGAUCCCACAGAUAAGCUACGCAUCCACCAGCGCCAAACUCAGCGACAAAUCGCGCUACGAUUACUUUGCCAGGACCGUGCCCCCCGAUUUCUACCAGGCCAAAGCCAUGGCCGAGAUCUUGCGUUUCUUCAACUGGACCUACGUGUCCACCGUGGCCUCGGAGGGCGACUAUGGGGAGACGGGGAUCGAGGCCUUCGAGCAGGAAGCUCGCCAGCGCAACAUCUGCAUCGCCACUGCGGAAAAGGUGGGCCGCUCCAACAUCCGCAAAUCCUACGACAGCGUGAUCCGCGAGCUGCUGCAGAAGCCCAACGCGCGCGUCGUGGUCCUCUUCAUGCGCAGCGACGACUCCCGGGAGCUCAUCGCCGCUGCCAGCCGCGCCAACGCCUCUUUCACCUGGGUGGCCAGCGACGGCUGGGGUGCGCAGGAGAGCAUCAUCAAGGGCAGCGAGCACGUGGCCUAUGGCGCCAUCACCCUGGAGCUGGCCUCGCAGCCCAUCCGCCAGUUCGAUCGCUACUUCCAGAGCCUCAACCCCUACAACAACCACCGCAACCCCUGGUUCCGGGACUUCUGGGAGCAGAAGUUCCAGUGUAGCCUCCAGAACAAGCACAACCACCGGCGCCCUUGCGACAAGCACCUGGCCAUCGACAGUAGCAACUAUGAGCAGGAAUCCAAGAUUAUGUUCGUGGUGAAUGCGGUGUACGCUAUGGCCCAUGCCCUGCACAAAAUGCAGCGCACACUUUGCCCCAACACCACCAAGCUCUGCGACGCCAUGAAGAUCCUAGACGGGAAGAAGCUGUACAAGGAUUACUUGCUGAAAAUCAACUUCACAGCUCCAUUCAUCGCAAAUAAAGGUGUAGAUAGCAUUGUCAAGUUUGACACUUUUGGAGAUGGCAUGGGACGAUACAACGUGUUCAACUUCCAGUAUGUGGGUGGCAAGUAUUCCUACCUGAAGGUUGGUCAUUGGUCAGAAACCUUAUCACUAGAUGUUGACUCUAUCCACUGGUCCCGGAACUCAAUGCCCACUUCCCAGUGCAGCGACCCUUGUGCACCCAAUGAAAUGAAGAAUAUGCAGCCAGGGGAUGUCUGCUGCUGGAUCUGCAUCCCCUGCGAGCCCUACGAAUACCUGGCUGAUGAGUUUACCUGUAUGGAUUGCGGCCUUGGGCAGUGGCCCACUGCAGACCUAUCUGGCUGCUUUGACCUUCCUGAGGACUACAUCAAGUGGGAAGAUGCCUGGGCCAUUGGUCCAGUCACCAUCGCCUGCCUGGGUUUUAUGUGCACAUGCGUAGUGGUGACUGUUUUUAUCAAGCACAACAACACACCCUUGGUCAAAGCAUCAGGCCGGGAGCUCUGCUAUAUCCUGUUGUUUGGGGUGGGCCUGUCCUAUUGCAUGACGUUCUUCUUCAUUUCCAAGCCGUCACCAGUCAUCUGCGCAUUGCGUCGACUAGGGCUGGGGACCUCCUUCGCUGUCUGUUACUCAGCCCUGCUGACCAAGACAAACUGCAUUGCCCGCAUCUUCGAUGGGGUAAAGAAUGGCGCUCAGAGGCCAAAAUUCAUCAGCCCGAGUUCUCAGGUUUUCAUCUGCCUGGGUCUGAUACUGGUGCAGAUUGUGGUCGUGUCUGUGUGGCUCAUCCUGGAGGCUCCAGGCACCAGGCGGCACACCCUUCCAGAGAAGCGGGAAACAGUCAUCCUAAAAUGCAACGUCAAAGAUUCCAGCAUGUUGAUCUCACUUACCUACGACGUAGUCCUGGUCAUCUUGUGCACUGUGUAUGCCUUCAAAACGCGGAAGUGCCCAGAAAAUUUCAACGAGGCCAAGUUCAUUGGUUUUACCAUGUACACCACGUGCAUCAUCUGGUUGGCCUUCCUCCCUAUAUUUUAUGUGACAUCAAGUGACUACAGAGUGCAGACAACGACCAUGUGCAUCUCUGUCAGCCUGAGUGGCUUUGUGGUCCUGGGAUGUUUGUUUGCACCUAAGGUGCACAUCAUCCUGUUUCAACCCCAGAAGAAUGUGGUCACGCACAGGCUGCACCUGAACAGGUUCAGUGUCAGUGGAACCGGGACCACGUAUUCUCAGUCCUCUGCCAGCACAUACAUGCCAACGGUGUGCAACGGCCGGGAAGUCCUCGACUCCACCACCUCAUCUCUGUGA
This is a messenger RNA of Budorcas taxicolor (takin), 2640 nucleotides long. It is a transcript of the gene GRM3, whose product is annotated as glutamate metabotropic receptor 3. Bases 1 to 2640 code for a protein of 879 amino acids. Gene Ontology annotation, biological process: G protein-coupled glutamate receptor signaling pathway; regulation of synaptic transmission, glutamatergic. Gene Ontology annotation, cellular component: membrane. Lineage: Eukaryota; Metazoa; Chordata; Mammalia; Artiodactyla; Bovidae. The record is from RefSeq and is a predicted model, not a curated record. The transcript is spliced from 5 exons. Gene Ontology annotation, molecular function: group II metabotropic glutamate receptor activity.